AUGUCCGAUGCUCGCCUCCUCUCCCCUUCACAACUGAACUCCACCAUAAUCAAACAUCUCGAUGACGGCCGAUUGAUCGAUGCAGCGCAAGUGUUCCACAGCAAUAUCCACCUCAGAGACCUCCUCUCAUGGAACCUGAUGCUGUCUGGCUACAUCAGAAACGGACAUGCCCAACGCGCGCACAAACCGUACGAUGAGAUGCCCUGCAGAGACGCUGUCUCGUGGAACACCAUCCUCUCUUCCUUCAAACGCUCCGGGGAUUCGACCCACAGGGUCGACUCUCACCACCAUAAUCACGGCAUCCCCAACGGGCAGUCUGGUGCCUCAGCUCCACGCGGUUGCACCGGGUUCAGCUGUAACUCCAUCGUCGGGACAGCGCUGAUUGGUGCCUACGCAGGUCGAAAGGACCCCAUCGCUAUGCGCCGCCGGGCAUUUGAUGACAUUCCGAUCAAGAAUUCGGUGUCAUGGACUUCGCUGAUCGUAGGAUACAUGCAGCUCGGACGCCUCAAGGAAGCCGAGUGCGCCUUCGGGAAAAUGCCGGCGAAGAACGUCGUCAGUUGGACCGCGAUGAUCAAUGGUUUCAUCGACAAUGGUCAUCUCGACGAGGCACGGCGAUGCUUCGCUCAGAUGUCUUUUAGGAACGUCGUCACCUCGACAUCAAUGAUCAAAGGGUGGGUACCAGGGGCACGGGCGGCACGUCGAUGCUCUAAACUUGUUCGUCGAGAUGCACCGGCUCAGUGGUAUCCUCCCCAACCAGUUCACAGACUCUGCCGUGCUUGCUGCCUGUGCCGGCUGAUGCUCCCUCCUGUUCGGCAAAUCUGUCCAUGGGCAAAUCCUGAGAUGCAGGGUGCCAUGGGAUGUGAUCUUGUGCAGCUCCCUCGUCGAGAUGUAUGGCAAAUGUGGCGACGUGGGUUCUGCCACCCGAUCCUUCGAGUCAUCCCAAGUCCGCAACUGGAGGAAUUCGAGAGGAUGAUCCGGGAAGGUGUUCGACCCCCGAUCACAUCUCUUCGUCGGCACCUUGAUGGCUUGCGUGCACGGUGGGUUGGUGAAGGAAGGAUGGAGCAUUACGGGUGCAUGGUGGACCUACUCGGGCGUGCAGAGAAGCUUUUCGGAAGAAUGCCGUUCGAGCCAGACGCUGUUGUGUGGGUGUGGGGUGCAUUGCUUGGUGCAUGCGGAUUGCAAUCGAGCUUGGAGCACGGGAUGGCUGCGGCCGAGUCGAUUCACAGGUUGGAGGAGCACCACCCAGCCAUCUACUCGAUGUUGCUGAGAAUCUAUGGAGAGAACGGCGCGUGGAGAAAGGUUGACGAGGUGAAGGAGACGAUGGAGAAGAUGGUCAUCGGAAAGCAAAGGGCACUAAGUUGGGUUGAAUCUGCUGCUGCUUCUUGUGGAUUAUAG
Musa acuminata subsp. malaccensis (wild Malaysian banana) is the source of this 1395-nucleotide messenger RNA. NCBI's taxonomy places the organism in Eukaryota, Viridiplantae, Streptophyta, Magnoliopsida, Zingiberales, Musaceae. The record is from RefSeq and is a predicted model, not a curated record.